AUGGCACAGCGGCGUCUUCUCUCAAAUUGCUUUCAAAGACUUUCGCCGACUGUACAAUCGAGAGACUCGACAGCUCGAACGCAACAUGACGAUGCGUUCCAGGCCGCCUUCAUGUGCCGCCACGUGGAUCGUACAACCCCUAGAUCGAAACUCGACAACGCAACAUCAGACUUUGCCUCUGCAGGGGGACGAAAACGCAAGGUCGGCUCUGCUACACGUGCCAAACAACCGUACUCAAACGAUAUAGAUUACGACGGCCACACAUCACGCUUCCGGACGAAACCAGCGAAUCCAGAUACAUCGAACCGACGAAAAUAUGGCAGCCGUAGGUUAGGCCCGAUGCGUGAGCGAGAUAUGUACGUACAAUGGGGCUACAUUCGUCAUCAGUUCUCCGGUGAUGAGCUGCUCAAGAGGCGGAAGACCUUCAAUUCGUGGAAAAGACACUUGUAUAACGUUAGCCACAAUCGCAAACAGGUUUGGCCAUGGCAAGACGAGAGCUUAUGGCUCCUAGAACACAAGACUGUUUCAGACAUGCGAUCAGCUUGGCAAGAACUAGACCAUCAGUCUCGAGAGAAACAGUGGCCACGGAUCAUGCUCUCCACGAUGCGCGCUUGUCCAGAGAAGGCGGCCAUGGUCCUGGAAGCUACACUGGACCCCUGGCCUCCCGGGUACGCCAUCAGCGAUGUUUUACUAUUUAUCAUUCAAAGACUAGACCUUGCAAAGGAGAAAAACGUUCGCGAAAGAACUCUGAAAGCUGAGCAGGUAGUGGGUUUGCUCCACAAGGCGAUAGCGGACAGUCCCAAACAACACAUUCCAUUCAGUCAAAGACUCUUGGGGUUAUUCGCCAAGAAACUUCCGAGCGAACAAACUUCUGAGCUACUUGCUCUUCUUCGGCAGUCCGAAAUCAAUAUGCAUGCGAAUACAAUGAUACAGUUUGCCAGCAGCUUAGCUAGAGACCCGGCCCACAAACAAACUGCCUUUGAGAUACUCCAGGGAUUAUCGGACAGCGGCGCUGAUCUGAACGAGGCCCGCCCAUCAAGCGUCAUCACCUCGCUACUUCACUGUCAGGUACCCGACGGGGUAGGAUCGGUCCAAAACCCCUUCUCUCCAAACGAUGCACUGGUGUAUUUUAUAGAAAGGGGCUUCACGUUGAACCUGCUUAGCGCGACAGCCUACCUCGAUACCCUUUCCCAGCAAGGAGAGGUUGACGAGGCAAUACGGCUUGCAUUGCUCUUCUCCGAGAGUGGCGUUCAGUUGGACCACAAGGCCUGGGCAAUCGUGUUCAGAGGAGCAAAAGCUACUCGGAAAGUUGAGACUGUUGCCAAGGCGCUGGACGUGGCCAAAGUGGCAGAUGUCCCGAUUGUAGAGGUUCUGAACAACGCACUUCACAGCGCUUUUCAUUUUGCCGAGACGGAAGCGAUGGAGAGGAAGAGCCAGCCCCGGUCUGCCCCAAGUCUUUUCGGGAUUCUGCUACGCAUCUACGCCAAGAAGUUCGACCUCGAACCGCUUCAGUGGUGGUUGCCAGAGUCUCUGCCGUUAUAUCUAGCACGAGGUGCGGGCCAGCACGGCCUCGUCUCGGGCGGUGCAACACGAACGAUAUGGCGUUUUGAAACCACCAUUAUCCCAUUUGUCGAUCAACUGUUCUCGUCGGGAGAUGACACAAAGUUCCAGCCAAACUUGACGACCAUGGCCAUCAUGAUGCGAGCGUAUAUCAUGGGACUGCAGCAGCCCUACGACCUAAUGGCGUAUUACCAGUUUUUCAAGUCGAGACUGGAAGAGCAGGGCAAGGACGCUUCUAUACCAUCGGCAUCCCGGCUAAUACAGAAUCAAGGCAGCCUCAUACACGACACCUUCAUCUUCGCAAUGACGGAGCGCAGGGAACUAUCACGGACCGCUCUUCUGGUUUUCGGCGACAUGCUCAAGGACCAGCUGCACGCGAAUGGCGCAGACGGUGAAGGGGUACACGUGGGAAGCGACGGGGUGGUUGCGACGACGCCGGUCCACCCGGCACCGACGGUGUUGACGGUGACAACCUUGCUACGGGGCCUGAUGAACCACCACGACCGGACGCUGGUGAAUAAGAUCAUUCACGUCAUGCGCGAGAACGGUAUUCAGCCCAACUUGGCGACGUGGAACACCCUGGUGAGAGGAUACGCGACCAUGCAAGAUGUUCCCAAGACAGUGAGCACGCUGCAGGACAUGGAGGCGGCAGGGUUCAAGCCUGAUUCCUACACGUUCAGGGCGUUUUCGAAACUGAGGGACCAGGAGAGAGCGCUCCAGAUGAUGGAGGACAUGAUUGAAGUCAGCCAGGACGUGAUGGCGCAGGACGAGCUGCAGAAGUAG
Metarhizium album ARSEF 1941 is the source of this 2343-nucleotide messenger RNA. RefSeq names its product pentatricopeptide repeat protein. The transcript has a single exon. Gene Ontology annotation, molecular function: protein binding. NCBI's taxonomy places the organism in Eukaryota, Fungi, Ascomycota, Sordariomycetes, Hypocreales, Clavicipitaceae. The record is from RefSeq and is a predicted model, not a curated record. The coding region runs from base 1 to 2343 and encodes 780 amino acids.